This is a messenger RNA of Kwoniella botswanensis, 924 nucleotides long. RefSeq lists its product as uncharacterized. The record is from RefSeq and is a predicted model, not a curated record. Lineage: Eukaryota; Fungi; Basidiomycota; Tremellomycetes; Tremellales; Cryptococcaceae. The transcript has 10 exons. Bases 1 to 924 code for a protein of 307 amino acids.
AUGCAAGCAUUCAAGAACUUCCAGGCUAGUAUCCCCGCGCUCCCAGCAGUGGACGUAUCGGGAUUCAACAAGUCUUUCAGAAAUACCGUGCAAGCUACCAGGGAGAGAAUCGGUCAAGUUGGUCCUGAUGGAAUUACCGAGCUACCAGCAGAGUACAAAGCUCUCGAAGCUAGAGUAGACGCUUUGAAGGAUGUUCAUCAGAAAUUACUGAAGAUCACCAAAGUUCACGAGAGAGAAUCGUACGAUUACCCAUCUGAUAUCGCCGAAUCACUCAACGAAGUAGGCCAUCAAGCUGCAUCAGCCUGGUCUGUAUUUGCCAACAAGAACCUGAAGAAUACCAACCUCCCGAUUCCCAUCCCGUCACCAUCCGCUCCUACACCUCAUCAACCCAAGACCCUCCCUCACGCCAUUUCUAGAGCUGCUAAAGCCGGUGCUACUGAGUUGGGUUCAGAGGAUAGAUUGAGUAUCGCUUUGGGCGUUUACGGUGCGGCUAUGGAGAAGGUCGGUGACGCUCGUCUUUCGCAAGAUAACCUGAUCGCCGACCGAUUCGUCACUCCUUGGCAAGCCACUUUAUCCACUUCGAUCGGUCUCGCCGUCAAAGCUAGAAAUAACGUAAAGACCGCUAGACUGGAGUUGGAUUCAGCUAGAGCAGCACUCAAAUCUGCUGCUCCUGCCAAACAAGAACAAGCCAGACUUCACGUAGAAGAAGCUGAAGAUAAAUUAGUUCAAGCCACUGAGACUGCCAUUGGACUGAUGAAAGCUGUUCUUGAGAAUCCCGAACCUCUUCAAAACCUCUCCAAUCUCGUUAAAGCUCAAUUGAUCUACCAUUCCACCGCAGCUGAAACUCUCAGUGGUAUCCAAUCUGAGAUUGAGGAAGCUGCUACUGCCGCUGAGGGUGAAUACAGAACUUCAAGAGGUGCUUAA